Paramecium tetraurelia is the source of this 3111-nucleotide messenger RNA. RefSeq lists its product as uncharacterized. NCBI's taxonomy places the organism in Eukaryota, Ciliophora, Oligohymenophorea, Peniculida, Parameciidae. The record is from RefSeq and is a predicted model, not a curated record. Gene Ontology annotation, molecular function: cysteine-type deubiquitinase activity. Gene Ontology annotation, biological process: protein deubiquitination. The transcript is spliced from 3 exons.
AUGGAGAAAUGUUAUAAACUAAUUGAACGACAAAUGUAUGCUGAAGCCUUGGCAUCUUUAACGUAGAUAUUAAAAAGAGAGAUUGAAAAUCCUUAAUUGGAAACAAUUUAUUUGAUUUAGCAUAUUCUAAGCCAAAGUUAAAGAUAUAAGAAUUUGCAAAUCAAAAUUUUAGAAAUCGUAAAACAAGAUGAGAACGAAGAAGAAGUAGAUGACGAUAAAUAUUUCAAUCUAGUGCUGGAUUUAAUUAACCUUUAUAUAGAUUAAAAUAAUAUCUAACAAGCAAAAAAUUGGUCAAAACAAUUGAAAAAAUAUGUACAAGGCAUCUAAUAUAAUGAAUCUUUGUUGUAUCUGGUUGAAAAUCUAGAUAGCAUGCUUUAAUCCAAGUAAAAAAAUAUUGAUUUGAAAGAACAACUUCAAACAUAUGAAGAAUUGUCUGAAUUGGAGAGAAAGACUAAAUAUUUUGAAUAGGAUGGUAUGCCUGCCUACUUGAUACCAACUAGAUGGUUCAAUAAGUGGAAAAGUUAUGUAACUGACACAGCCUUAGAAUUGCCUAAUGAAAAUUUGAAUAUCGAGAAAGAAAUAGAGGUCUUAGAGAACAUAUUUAAUGUUUCAAACGAUCUUGACAUUGAAGAAUAAAUUACUGCUCCAGGUCCGAUCAAUGGAUUUUAAUUGAUUUAGGCUCAGUCUACUCUUGAAUUGGAUCCCUUUGGUCCAAAGUCAUAUACGAAUUAUAUUUUAAAAGAAAAUAUAAGAGAAGGAGCGGAUUUUAUAUUGGUUGGACACAAAAUAUUAGAAUAUUUCAAGAAUAUUUAUGGUGGAUUUGAGAUCAAAAGAUUAAUAGUGGAACAUAGCCAAACACAUUAAAAAUAUGUUGAUUUAGUACCAAGGAUGAUACAAUAUAUCAUAUUACCAAACGAGGAGAAACAUAGAAUUAGAUUAAUAACUGCAAAUAGUAGUGAUUUAAUUUUAGAUUUGUGUAAGAAAGUGAAUAGAAUAUUGAAGUUGAAUAAUGAGGUGAGAUGGUGGAAAUUUAAUGAUUCUUAGAGUCAACAGGACUUUAUAAAGAACCUAUAAAGAAGAGAACUAUAUAAAUAGAUAUCUGCAAAGGUCCUAGAAAAGACCACAAUGAUCGAUGAAAUUAAUUUCUCAAGUUCAGAUUUAUUUAUUUGUGAAAUUAAAUAUGGUAGGGAUUGGUAGAUGAGUGAAAUUGAUACAAAGUCGAUGUCUUCUUUCAAAAGUAAAAUUAAUAUAUCUGAUGUUCCUAAAAUCAUAAAUGAUUCUCGUAAAGGUGUGACAGGUCUAUAAAAUCUAGGCAACACUUGUUUUAUGAAUGCUGCCUUAUAGUGUUUAAGUAAUACUUACGAAUUAACUGAAUACAUGGUUAGCAACGAAUUCUUUUAGCAUUUGAAUUGUGAUAAUCCUUUGGGAACUAAAGGAGCCUUGGCAACUGCCUAUGCUGAAUUGAUGAAGAUAAUGUGGUAUGGAAAUAACUCAGCAGUUAGUGCUUACGAUUUAAAAAGAGUGAUUGGUAAGUUUGCUCCUCAAUUCUAUGGGUAUGGCUAAUAGGAUUCACACGAAUUCUUAUCAUAUUUAUUAGAUGGUUUACAUGAGGAUUUAAAUAAGGUUCUCGUUAAACCCUUUGUGAAAGAAGUUGAAAUAACAGAUGAAACUGAUUUUGAAGCCUCUCGAAUAUUUUGGAAUAAUUAUAUUCUUAGGAAUUAAAGUAAGAUUCAAUAAUUGAUGGUUGGUCAAUAUAAGUCAACUCUAGUUUGUCCAAAUUGUCAUAGAGUUUCAAAAACUUUUGAUCCCUAUAUGAGUCUUUCGCUUCCAAUCCCAUCAUACACAUUAAUACAAUUAUCCAUGUAUUUUAUAUAUCAGAAUGGGAAGAUACCUUUAAAAAUAUAACUUAAUCUUACAAGUGAUCAAGAUGCCAAUUACAUUGGAUAGGAAUUGUAGAAAUCUUUAAAUAUUGAAUAAGAAUAGAUGAAUUUUAUUUUAUUAAAAGAUCAUUUGAUAAGGGAGAGAGUUAAAAGAAAAUAGAAUGUAAAAUGGAUUCAAGAACAUGAAGGACAAUUGUUUAUAUAUUAAGUCGAAAAAGAAUUUCAUUAAUUAUCAGAUGAUCAAGUUCAUGUUGAUUUCUUUUAUUGUAACAAGACGGAUCGAUCGAAUGUUAAUGAAUAGAUCAUAUCUUACCCAAGACAAUUUGUAUUAGCGAAACAGAAAAACAUAAUUGAUAUUUACUUUAAAAUUUAUCAGCAAUUCAAACCCCACCUUAUAUUGGUUAUCUAAGAACUUGCCGAUUCAUUACUAAAUGAAGGUGUGAAUAUUGAAGAGUAUUGCCAGAGUGUUCCUGAGACUUUAGAAGAAUUCAUUGAAGAGAUGAAGCAAUUCAAAGUUGAACUAUACAAAUUGGUACAUAAUGGUAAGACAUUGGAAUACUUGAAUUAAGAUACGAUUGAAAACUUUAAAUAAAAAUCACUCUCUAUUCAUGUGUUUUUGAAUCCUCUUUUUGGAAAAUCAGGAUUACAUAAUCUGAAAUUCCAGAGAUGCAAAGAUUUCAACAAUGAACAAAAUCGAUAAUUAAGAAAAGGGGAAUAUACUUUGGAAGAUUGUUUACGAUCAUUUGCAAAGGAAGAAGUCUUAGGUAAGGGGGAUGAAUGGUAUUGCAAUAGAUGUAAACAACAUGUCUAAGCCACUAAAUAGAUGGAAAUUUAUAGAGCUCCAUAAUUGUUGAUUAUUCAUCUCAAAAGAUUUAGGUCUGGCAAUAAUAGGAUAAGUAGUUAUGGAGGCUUCUUUUAUUCUGGUGGUUCUCAAAAAAUAACAACGAUGGUUCAUUUUCCUAAAAAACUGAAUCUGAACCCCUUUGUGCUUUCAAAAGUCAAUGACAGUGAUCCUAUAGACUAUAAUUAUGAAUUGUAUGGAGUGGACAAUCAUUUUGGUGGAUUAGGAGGUGGACAUUACACUGCCUGUGCUUAUAAUCAAUUAAUAAACAAGUGGGUUGAUUAUAAUGAUUCAAGUGCAAGACUCACAUCAGCAGAGGUGGAAAGUGAGGCUGCUUAUGUGUUAUUUUAUAGAAGAAUAGACUCUCAAAAAUGUAGUUUAGGAAGAUGA